This is a messenger RNA of Pungitius pungitius (ninespine stickleback), 1019 nucleotides long. It is a transcript of the gene tmem208, whose product is annotated as transmembrane protein 208. Gene Ontology annotation, cellular component: intracellular membrane-bounded organelle. Gene Ontology annotation, biological process: vacuolar protein processing. The transcript is spliced from 6 exons. Bases 200 to 721 code for a protein of 173 amino acids. NCBI's taxonomy places the organism in Eukaryota, Metazoa, Chordata, Actinopteri, Perciformes, Gasterosteidae. The record is from RefSeq and is a predicted model, not a curated record.
GAUGACGACAUCUUCCUGCGCCGGAUAUGUUUGCCUCCAUCGAUCAGGAGCCCCCGAAUGCUGAUGUGUUACAAGGAAGCCUCGCCGCAGGGAGUCUCGUGAGUUUCCUCCUGCGAGUCAGUCAAGAAUAAAACAGUGGAGGUGAAGCGGCGGCGGGUCACAGGUCGAUGUCAAAGAAAGACGCGGCGGAAGAGAUCGAAUGGCGCCCAAAGGGAAGGUUGGCACAAAGGGAAAGAAGCAGAUCUAUGAGGAGAACGAGGCGACUCUAAAGUUCUACAUCAGAGUCAUCCUAGGAGCCAAUGCAAUAUACGCCGCCAUCAAUUUUUUGGUUUUCUACAGUUCGUCAUCAUUUUCGACAUGGCUCCUGCUUGUGUUCGCCCUGGCCGUGUAUGUCGGGAGUUACCGCUCCAUGUCGGCCAUGGCCAAGCCAGCGUUCGCCGAUGACGGAGCUCUCCUGGACGGAGGAAUAGACUUGAACAUGGAGCAGGGAAUGGCUGAGCACCUCAAGGACGUCAUCCUGCUCACAGCCAUAGUGCAAGUGCUCAGCACCAUCUCCUCUUAUUUCUGGUAUCUUUGGCUUCUGGCCCCGGCCCGAGCCCUCCACAUGCUGUGGGUGAACAUCCUGGGCCCCUGGUUUAUGGCAGACAGCCCGUCGGCCCCGGAGGAAGUGAACGAGAAGAAGCAGAGAAGACAAGAGCGCAGACAGAUGAAGAGAUUCUGAUGCUGCGGGUCGGACGGAGGCAGUAUUUUUAUACACAGAAUCUAAUAUACAGAUAGCAAGGAACUCGUAAGUUAUUCAGGAGGACAUUUUGUUAUUAAGUUAAACUCUGUCCAAAUCUCAUACUGUGGCAUCUUCUUAUUGCAUGUUUGUUUGUUUUUCUGCUUUCUUCUGAAAUCCAAUUUUUGUGCUUCAGCUAUUAAAUGUGUUCCCUGCUUGGAUAAUGUCACGGUCCAAAUCUCAUUUAUUCUCAUGCAGGGAUUUGAGUUUGUUGCUUUUGCACAAUUCCGCCCCCAGCAGA